Tremella mesenterica DSM 1558 is the source of this 741-nucleotide messenger RNA. RefSeq lists its product as uncharacterized. Gene Ontology annotation, molecular function: GTPase activity; GTP binding. NCBI's taxonomy places the organism in Eukaryota, Fungi, Basidiomycota, Tremellomycetes, Tremellales, Tremellaceae. The record is from RefSeq and is a predicted model, not a curated record. Bases 1 to 741 code for a protein of 246 amino acids. The transcript is spliced from 7 exons.
AUGGCAGACGAAACACCUAUGAAGGCCGUACAGGUCAAACUGGUACUUCUUGGUGAAGCAGCGGUAGGGAAAUCAUCCCUCGUCCUUCGAUUCGUACAGAAUGACUUCAACGAGAAUACGAGUCCGACUAUCGGUGCUGCUUUUCUCACUCAGCGAUGCAGACUUGAAAAUCGGAUCGUCAAAUUUGAGAUAUGGGAUACUGCGGGACAAGAAAGGUUUCAUUCUCUCGCCCCUAUGUACUAUCGAAAUGCUGCUGCUGCCGUGGUAGUGUAUGACAUUACGAAAUCUGCAUCUUUAGAAAAGGCCAAAGCAUGGGUUAAAGAAUUGCAAAGACAAGCCAACCCAAAUAUCAUCAUUGCUCUCGUUGGUAACAAACUCGACUUGGUUUCCGAUACUCCAUCUGAACCUCCCACCGAUGGUCUUGAGGUAGAGCGGGAUGAAGAAGACGAAGAAACCACACCUAAACCUGCUGAAAAAACCGAAGAGGGUGACUCGAGACAAGUGUCCAUUGCAGAAGCUGAAACGUAUGCCAAGGAAUGUGGAUUGUUGUUCUUUGAAGCCAGCGCGAAAGUCGGUACGAAUGUGAAUGAGGUGUUUACAGAGAUAGCCAAGGCGAUCCCUCUCGACACCAUCUCACCUAAACCCGCUGCCGCAGCUCAAGGAGCUAGGAAACCAGCUACUCAAGCGGAGGGUGGGGUCAACCUCGGCGAACAGCAGGCGAAGAAGGGUGGAUGUUGUUAG